Molecule: messenger RNA, 4535 nt
Organism: Xyrauchen texanus (razorback sucker)
Lineage: Eukaryota; Metazoa; Chordata; Actinopteri; Cypriniformes; Catostomidae
Product: fibroblast growth factor receptor 1-A-like
Exons: 18
Coding region: 674-3139 (821 amino acids)
Biological process (GO): positive regulation of cell differentiation; protein phosphorylation; positive regulation of kinase activity
Cellular component (GO): membrane; signaling receptor complex
Molecular function (GO): fibroblast growth factor receptor activity; ATP binding; fibroblast growth factor binding
Source: RefSeq, a predicted model, not a curated record
GUGAGAUUGCUCACACUCCUCCAUCUGUGAGUGCGAAAUCUCGCCGUAUCUUCUGAAGACCUCGGGGAGGCCGACACCACGGACAAUCUACAAACCAGCAAAUGAUUCAAAAGUAAAGUUAUUUUGCUAAACAGGACCAGCUGUACAAAGGACGGCGGCUCUAGUAUAUUCGCAGUUGAACGUCUUGGCUUUAGUUUGUGACUUUUGAGUGAAUUUUCGACUGAAGUGGCGAUAGGGGUAAAAGUUUUUCCUCUACCUUCUUUUCGCAUGGCCACACACAAAAACCACACGGGUGGGAUUUUCAGAAGAAAAACAGACAAACACAGACUUUAUUUUGUUGAUACAGUAAGUCUGAAACGUUGUUCUUGGACGAAAUCUUAACGCGGUCUUCAGGACGAGCACGCGCCUCCGUUGAGUAUUUUCACCGAUUUCAAACGAAUUCUCGGCCAAUCGAAAACCUUCUAGUAAAUUCCGAGGGGUAUUUUUAAAACCAAAGAGACAAAAAAAGACGGCAAAGGGAGAAAUGUGGAGAUUCGUCCUGUGACUAAACAUUAGGAACGACUUUUUACGAACUUCUGCGAAAUCUAAUUUGGGAUUGACGGUUUUCAGAAAGGAACAGCUGUGUUUAUGGAGAGCUGCGCUGGGUGAACAGUUCAGAUGUAGAGGACCCUUUAUGAUGAUGAUGAUGAUGAUGAUAAUGAAGACUAUGCUGCUGCUGAUUUCAGUACUCCUAACUCAGGCUCUUCAGUCCCAGGGCAGACCUACCACUCAAGAUGAGGCAGUAGCCUCGGUCGUGCCUACGCCAUUCACUCUGUAUCCGGGGGAAAAAUUGGAGCUUAGCUGUAAAUGUAAAGAGGAGACACAGGAAGUGACCUGGACUAAGGACAAUGUUCCAUUGGUUGAUGGAGAACACACGCACCUGCGGAACGAUCAGCUGGAGAUCGAAACUGUGGAACCAGCCGACUCUGGUCUGUAUGCUUGCUUUGCUCAAGGCCCCAACAGCAACCACACAGACUACUUCAACAUCAACGUUACAGAUGGAUUGGCUUCCUCAGAAGAUGAUGAUGAUGAAGAAUCUUCCUCAGAGGAGGCUAAGCUAUCAAGUAGCCAGAAACUGCUUCCGAUGGCUCCAGCCUGGGCUCAGCCUGAUAAGAUGGAGAAGAAGCUCCACGCGGUUCCCGCCAGCAAAACUGUCAAGUUCCGUUGCCAGGCCAACGGUAACCCUACCCCAACCCUCAAGUGGCUUAAGAACGGCAAAGAGUUUAAGAGAGACCAGCGAAUAGGAGGAUUCAAGGUUCGAGAGCACAUGUGGACCAUAAUAAUGGAGUCAGUGGUGCCGUCAGACAAAGGCAACUACACCUGUCGGGUGGAGAACAAAUACGGCAGCAUCAACCACACCUACCAACUGGACGUAGUCGAGCGUUCACCGCACAGGCCAAUCCUUCAGGCUGGGUUGCCUGCUAACCGUACAGCAGUAGUGGGAAGUGACGUGGAGUUUGAGUGUAAAGUCUUCAGUGAUCCUCAGCCUCAUAUCCAGUGGCUGAAACACAUUGAGGUGAACGGCAGUAGAGAUGGCCCUGAUGGACUGCCUUACGUCCGGAUCUUGAAGCACUCUGGGGUCAACAGUUCGGACACACAGGUCUUGACGCUGUACAACGUAACCGAAGAAGAAAGUGGAGAGUAUAUUUGUAGAGUGUCCAAUUAUAUAGGCCAGGCCAACCAAUCAGCAUGGCUCAACGUCAUUAAACACUCCUUCCAAGCCGUUCCCCCGACUCAGCUGCCCAACCAGACAUACCUGGAGGUGCUAAUCUAUUGUGUGGGAUUCUUCCUCAUCUGUGUGAUGGUGGUGACUGCCGUACUGGCCAAAAUGCACAGCUCGGCCAAGAAAAGCGACUUCAACAGCCAGCUGGCUGUCCACAAGCUGGCCAAGAGCAUCCCGCUGCGCAGACAGGUGUCGGUGCAAUCCAGCUCUUCAAUGCACUCAAGGGGAAAGUUGGUCCGCACCUCCCGUCUCUCCUCAAGUGGCUCCCCAAUGCUCUCAGGGGUCUCUGAAUAUGAACUGCCCCAGGACCCUCGCUGGGAGGUACCCAGAGACAGGCUGGUUCUUGGGAAGCCACUUGGAGAGGGUUGUUUUGGGCAGGUGUUGAUGGCCGAGGCUGUGGGCAUGGACAAAGACAAACCUAAUCGUGUCACCAAGGUUGCUCUCAAGAUGCUCAAAUCCGAUGCCACAGAGAAGGACCUGUCAGACCUCAUCUCAGAGAUGGAAAUGAUGAAGAUUAUUGGCAAACACAAGAACAUCAUCAACUUGCUAGGAGCCUGCACACAAGACGGUCCGCUCUAUGUCAUUGUUGAGUUUGCAGCAAAGGGUAAUCUGCGAGAAUACCUGCGUGUACGUCGUCCUCCCGGUAUGGAGUACUGCUACAACCCUGACCAGGUGCCUGUGGAGAAUAUGUCAGUCAAAGAUCUAGUCUCCUGCGCCUACCAGGUGGCACGUGGCAUGGAAUACCUGGCAUCCAAGAAGUGUAUUCAUAGAGACUUGGCUGCCCGUAAUGUCCUGGUAACUGAAGAUAACAUUAUGAAGAUAGCAGACUUCGGCCUGGCCAGAGACAUCCAUCAUAUUGAUUACUACAAGAAGACCACCAAUGGCCGUUUACCAGUGAAAUGGAUGGCACCUGAAGCUCUGUUCGACCGCAUUUACACCCACCAGAGUGACGUGUGGUCUUUUGGGGUGUUGCUUUGGGAGAUCUUUACUCUUGGUGGCUCACCGUACCCAGGUGUUCCGGUAGAGGAACUCUUUAAACUGCUGAAGGAAGGCCACCGCAUGGACCGCCCCUCCACAUGUACCCACGAACUGUAUAUGAUGAUGAGAGAUUGUUGGCAUGCUGUUCCGUCUCAAAGACCAACUUUCAAACAGCUGGUGGAAGAUCUAGACCGCACGGUCUCUGUGACAUCCAAUCAGGAGUAUCUGGACCUGUCCAUGUCUCUGGACCAAUUUUCCCCAAAUUUCCCAGACACACGCAGCUCUACCUGCUCUUCUGGUGAAGACUCUGUUUUCUCUCAUGACGCCGGUGCUGAUGAACCCUGCCUGCCCAAAUUCCCCCUGCACCCCAACCGAGGAGUGCCGUUUAAAAAGCGCUGAGCUCCCUUUACCAAUAACUCUACAGUUUGCUUCCUGGCUGGACUCAAACCCUGAACUCUAGAAGAUGACACUUUGCCACACAGCACACUACAGAGUUGCCAAGAGACAAACUGCUUGGGAUGGAUGGACUAUACAGCUGGAAGAGAACAACCUGAUCGCUUACUGAGGGCUCUUGAGGAAAGAGUGGUAGUGUGUGCAUUUCUGAAGACUUUUCAAUAUGAAAUAUCCUCCUUUGUCAUGUAGAGAAAACCUUAAAGUGACAUCGAGUGAGAGGGACCGAUAGUCGGAUGUUAGAGUGUUUGAAUGUUUUCUAUUGAUGUUUAACAAUGACCUUUCUGUUGUUUCUCCGAAUUCUUAAAAAAAUGUAUUCCACUAAAAGGUCUGCCCAAAAGUAUUUUAACUUUGGGCAUACAGUUUAUCUGACUGAUAGCUUUCCUUGUAAAUACAGCCAGAAAUGUAUAAAUAUGAAUAUAUAUUUACACUCUACCCUUAUUUUUAUUACACUUUGAAUUUAGCUUUUUUGUACCAGGGUUUGCAUAUGUAGAACUUUUUGAAGUGUAGCUUUUUGAAAGAGACUGUAAAAUGUCCAUGAGAAUUGUAGAAGAGAUUAUAUUAUUCAGAGCUGAUAGAUGGCCAGUUUUGUUACAAAAUAAUUUUUUUUACAUUUUUUUUUUUAUGCAGCCUGGCAGAAGUGGCUCAUAACUGCUGCAGUGUCCUAAAUGGUACUCAGUACAAUGUCAGAUUUAAGCUAUAUUAAGUGUGUAUGUAUGUGUAAGUGUAAAUGUAUAUAUUAGGGCUGUCGAUUUAACACGUUAAUUCAGUGCGAUUUAAUUUCAUAAAAAUGUUUUAAAAAAAUGUACGCAAUUAAUCGCAAUGCCCCGGACCGUAAUAAGGAAGAUUCCUGAUAAAUGCAAGCUUGUAGUACCACCUGUUUACUCCAGAGGGCAGUAAUUGAAAUUUCAGCUGUGUGGCAACGCGCAGUAUAUACAGUGAACAAAACAACACUUCAGCAGACAGCACAACACAGACAUGCGUCACGUUCUUGCGUUCAAAACACUUGGAGUGCAAAUCCGAACUAAGGGAUCUCAAGGUGUGUAUUAUUAAACUAUAUUUAACUUGACACAGUGACCUAAAAACUUAUGUUUAUAGAAGCUACACAAGCAUGUCUGAUGCAGGUGUUCAUUGACGGGUCCUUAAAUAUAAAUGUAUAUAGAUCACAUUUUUAAAUAUUUAAAGAUAAUAAUAAUUUAAUCGUUAUAUGGGGGGCUUUCUCAGCAAAUAUUGCGAUUAAUCGCGAUUAAUUAAUCGGGACACCAUGUCAUUAAUUCAAUAAAACAAAAUGUAUACAUUGACAGCCCUAAUAUAUAUAUAUAUAUAUAUAUAUAUAUAUAUAUAU